This is a messenger RNA of Sesamum indicum (sesame), 1672 nucleotides long. RefSeq names its product (+)-piperitol/(+)-sesamin synthase CYP81Q1. Gene Ontology annotation, molecular function: monooxygenase activity; iron ion binding; heme binding. The record is from RefSeq and is a predicted model, not a curated record. NCBI's taxonomy places the organism in Eukaryota, Viridiplantae, Streptophyta, Magnoliopsida, Lamiales, Pedaliaceae.
CAUUGGCUAUAUACAAUAGCUACCCUUCACAAGCAAAACAUCCAUAAAAGCAAACAUGGAAGCUCAAACGUUUUACACUGCUCUGUCGUUCAUCGUUCCUGCAGUACUCUUCAUCGUCUACAAUAUUAAUCUAUCAAGCCGCCGCCGGAAUCUGCCGCCAAGCCCACCGGGCUCACUUCCUGUUCUCGGCCACGUCCACCUCCUGAAAGGUCUCAUGCACAGAACACUGCAUGACUUCUCCCAAAAACUCGGACCCAUAUUCUCCCUUCGUUUCGGCCGCCGCCUCGUGGUGGUGGUGUCAUCCUUCUCCUUGGCGGAGGAUUGUUUCACCAAAUAUGAUCUCCUCUUGGCCAACCGCCCCCUCGCCUCCGUCAACCGGCGGUCUCUUGGGUUCAGCCCCACCAGCGUCAUUGGAGCCCCGUACGGGGACCACUGGCGCAACCUGCGCAAACUAUGCGACCUGGAAGUGUUCGCCCCCACCCGGCUCGCAUCGUUUCUGUCUAUCCGGGGGGACGAAGUGGACCGGAUGAUCUCCGAUCUGUGUAAGAUCUCCUCCGCCGGUUUUACGAGGGUGAACUUGGAAACAAAAAUUGUGGAGCUGACGUUUAACAACAUCAUGAGAAUGAUUGCCGGGAAGAGAUACUACGGGGAGGCGUUGACGUUGACCAGUGCCUCGAAUCCAGGGGAGAUUUUCCCUUUUUUACGAUGGAUUGGGUGCAAUGGACUGGAGAAGAAGUUGGCCGUCCAUGAGAAGAAGACGGACAGUUUCAUGCAAGGGCUGCUUGAUGAACACCGGCGAGGGAAGCGGCAGAGCACUAUGGUUGAUCACUUGCUUUCUUUGCAACAAACCAAACCUGAUUACUACACUGAUGAAAUCAUCACUGAGCUCAUAGUUGCCCUGAUAAUCGCGGGCACGGACGCAUCCGUCGUAGCAUCAGAAUGGGCAAUGUCACUCUUACUAAACCACCCGGAAGUACUCAACAAAGCUAGACAAGAACUCGACACUCAAAUAGGCCACGACCGCCUGGUCGAAGAACAAGACUUGCCCAAACUAAAUUACCUACACUGCAUUAUUUUGGAGACGUUAAGGUUGUUCCCUCCCGUCCCGACGCUAGUACCCCAUGUGUCUUCCCAAGACUUUGAACUCGGGGGGUACGACAUCCCAAGGGGGACGAUGAUAAUUGUGAACGCUUGGGCGAUCCACAAGGACCCCAAGAUUUGGGAUGACCCCCUAACUUUCAGGCCCGAAAGAUUUGAAGGAAGACAAGUGGAGACGCACAAGUUAUUGCCGUUUGGAAUGGGUCGGAGGGCGUGUCCUGGAGCCGGACUGGCCCAGAAGUUCGUGGGGUUGGCGUUGGGGUCGUUGAUUCAGUGCUUUGAUUGGGAGAGGACGAGCGUGGAGAAAAUUGACUUAACAGAAGGUACUGGGAUCACUUUACCUAAGGCUAAGACAUUAGAGGCUAUGUGUAAACCUCGGACAGUUAUGGGUAAAGCUCUUGCACAAGUUGUUUCGAGGUCUUAGGCUAUGGUAAUACUAAUACAUAUGGCGUUAUUGGGAAGUGAUGAAGUGAUUGGUUUGCUUUAAUCAUACUUUGUCUUGUUUUUGUUGUUGUGUUGUUACUGCCUAGCUACUGAUCCAAUGUCAUGUGGUCAGAUCACUUAAAAAAGAAUA